AUGUCUUCUGAACAAAGCCCUAGUCAGAAUCCCGAGUCCCGAUCUUCUGAUAUGGAGACCUCCCAAAAGUCCCAACCAGUGACACUGGACCUUCUCCCCACUGAAGUCCUUCUCCUGAUCUCAGGUGAACCCGGAAAAGACCAAAACAUCAUCUCAGCUGCGGAUUUCAAGGCGCUAUGCUUACUCAGCCCUCCUCUCCACCAAGUGUACCUCCCAUUCUACUAUUUGGGGGAUAACAGCGGCGCGUUCCGUCAGGCACUGAGAAAAGCUGAUGUCAAGGCAAUGGAACGAUGCGCCCAGUUUGGAGCGGCACCUGAUACGAGAUGGGAACUGCCUGAGUCUGGCGGUUGUCAAUGCAUCUCUGAGCGUCGACAUACCCACCACAGGCCCAUCGAUGAGCUACUGGAGUGCCUUUACCUAGGCGAAACUCCCAUUGACAAGUGUGCCGACGCUCUGGAGUGGCUUCUGCAAAGACAGUUUGACAUGAAAGAGCAGCAAGAUCAGCCGUGGUACGCAGCAAACGACUAUUGUGACCACGUCCCUGAAUUCCUGCUCAUGAUCCUGAGCAAGAGUCCUGAUCGUGCCCGCACAGAAGGCAUCUGCCAGAUGAUCAAGAUGCUGCACAGCCAUGGUUAUUCACUCCCUCACAACAUGAAUUUUGAUUCAUUUAUGUGUCGAAGCUGGGAAGAUGUCGGACUAGUCCGCUAUAUCACAGGGCCUCUAGACGUGGCUUUGCGUUCCCAUUGCCCACCUUAUCUUCUUGAGCUUGUCCUCCGAGAUUAUGCGCGCCGCCUUGUAGAUUUUGAGGUCACAUAUGAGGAGCUCCCCCAUCCCCUCAUGCAAAGAUGGGCAGGGAAGUACCGCCUACAGGAACCCGAACACUUGCUUUUCGGAGGAGGAGUAGUGGAAACAGUCGACAAGCCGUGGUGGAAACUCACCAAUGUACUACACACGGUCUGGGGACUUUUCCUGGAUCUGAUGGAUAGCUCUACGGCCUGGGCGGAGGAGUACCGCGGUGAAGCUGCAGAUGUGUUUGCCAAGAAGAUUGAGAUUCUCAACGAGUAUCGAGUGCUCAACCAGCUUGAAGAGAACAUGCUGAGAGGCAUCGUGCAAGCUAUGCGAUUUAUGACUACUCCUACAAAAGCUAGCUGCAACGGCGUAGUCAGUGAUUCGGAUUCUCAGCGCUGUUGGGAAGCACUGUACAGUGCGAUCAUCCCUUUCGAGACUAUCGAAGAGCAUUGGUUUCUGGAUUACUGGGAUCUUAUCGACCCUAACAUUAGCCUUGGCUUUCCUUGA
Messenger RNA from Fusarium mangiferae, 1296 nucleotides. RefSeq lists its product as uncharacterized. The record is from RefSeq and is a predicted model, not a curated record. Lineage: Eukaryota; Fungi; Ascomycota; Sordariomycetes; Hypocreales; Nectriaceae. Bases 1 to 1296 code for a protein of 431 amino acids. The transcript has a single exon.